This is a messenger RNA of Aethalodelphis obliquidens (Pacific white-sided dolphin), 8369 nucleotides long. It is a transcript of the gene AKAP5, whose product is annotated as A-kinase anchoring protein 5. Gene Ontology annotation, molecular function: adenylate cyclase binding; beta-2 adrenergic receptor binding; GABA receptor binding. The transcript has a single exon. NCBI's taxonomy places the organism in Eukaryota, Metazoa, Chordata, Mammalia, Artiodactyla, Delphinidae. Gene Ontology annotation, biological process: positive regulation of adenylate cyclase activity. Gene Ontology annotation, cellular component: excitatory synapse; postsynaptic density; dendritic spine. The record is from RefSeq and is a predicted model, not a curated record. Bases 6464 to 7750 code for a protein of 428 amino acids.
GGCCAGGGCUCGAACCUGUAUCCCCUGCAUUGGCAGACAGAUUCUUAACCACUGUGCCACCAGGGAAGCCCAGCACCAUUUAUUUUUAAUAAGUCCUCAGGAAGGAUGGUCAUACAGCAUUAACUGUAGGGUAGCUCUUUCUACUCUGUUGGUUCAGCACAUAUUUAUUGAGCUUCUACCCUGUGCCUGAGCUCUCUCUCCCUCCCUACAGGAUGUUUUUUCCCUCACAUGUUUUCCCUUCUCUUCUUGUUCUUUAUCUUCUAACUCUGUUCUUCCUCUCCCAUCUUUCCUCCCUUUUCCCCUUCUUCUUCCUGCAUUGGAUCCUUCCAGAAGAUGUUGCAUCCCCACCGGCGCCAGUGCUAAAAGACUGCUAGCAUGGGCAGAGCAGUGUUUUUCCUGGUGUCCUUGGUUUUAUUAUUUUUAAUCCCCUAGGUGUGAUUGUAAUAGUGUCGGUUUUGCAGUUUAAAGAAAUGAUGACAGUGCUUUGGAGGGCAUAUGGCAAAGGGGUCAUGAGCACGGAGCCCCAGCUCCACCAUGCUUUGUAUACUGCCUGGCACAUUGUACACACUCAGUGAUGUCAUUUCCUGUUCAAAAGCAUCAUUUGGGCCCUGUCUGCACAGAGUUCAUUGUUUCUAGUGUUUUUUAAAAUGUCCUAUAAAACCUCAUCUGGAUGGGACUUUCUGGGAAUUCAAUUUGUAAACAGGGGAAGAAAGCAGUCUAUUGUCAGACGUGGUGACUUAAAGAUCACCUUAAGGAAUUCAGGCUUCCUCAUAUCACCAAAAGCCAUGUGGGUUUAUUUAUUUAUUUAAUUAAAAAAUUUUUCUGGUCGCACCCCACGGCAUGUGGGAUCCUAGCUCCCCGACUGCACCCGCUGCAUUGGAAGCCCGGAGUCUUAACCACUGGACCACCAGGGAAGUCCCUGCUGUGUGGGUUUAAAUCUUUAAUAUUGAUAGAAGUAGUGAACACAGUUGGUGGGAGAGGGUAAGUGGAGGUUUAUAAGGCAAAAAAACAGCCCUAAUACAAUAAAUAAGCCAAAUUGUCUUUACCAGGUAUUGCUUGGAGUGAACGGACUAAUGCAAGAAUUUUCCUAGAAGUAAAAUAUGCCUUCAGUAAAAUUUCAAAUGGUACAAUUUGCUCUUUCCACUUGGCAAUAUACCUUGGAGGUCUUGCUCCAUCAGCAGUUUGGGAUUCAUCUUGUUUCAUAUGGCUGUGGAGUAUUUAAACAGUCCUUCUGAUGGACACUUAACCAUUGUUUCCUGGUUUGGUAGCUACAGGCCCAGGCUGUGGGUGAAUAGGGACCAGGAUGGGAGAAACGGUAUGAUCAGUAGAGAUCAGAUAAAUAAGCAAGUGAUUUUAUUGGCACACUGUAUCUGGUGAUGUUAACAAGAUAAGCUGUAGGUAGGAUAAUUUCUCAUCAGAUUGGAGAUAUAUUUAGAGCCUGUUUCUCAUUAUAUAAUGAAAAGCUACUAAUUGAGUAGCAGACAAUGAUAUGGGUAAUAACUUACUAACUGUCACUUAAGUGAGUUCAAGGAUGACAGGUUUCUUUCCUGUAUGAGGUACUGGAUACAUUUUUUUUUAACUCAGAUAUGGCAUCGGGUUCUAGUUGUAUUCUAAAGAAAAACGACAGUGCAGUAUUUUAUUUAUAGUUCUGUACUCUGUGAGUGUGUGUGUUGGAGGUUGGAGAUGAGUUAUAUGUAAUACACCUUACAGAAAUCUGCCCUUCAAAUACAAAAUCAAUUCACCUCUUACCUCAAACCACUCUUCAGUUCCCUUUCAGUAGUCGGUUUUUUUUUUAAGAAAAGCAACUGGGAUAAGAUCUUACAAGUCCUUAAGAUGGCCUUUAUUGCUUUUAACCUAUCGCUGAUUUCAUUUCCAGUUACUUCCUAAUAAGACAGCUAUUCUACCCUGUCUUCAUCUAGAUAAGCUCAUCUUAUUUUUGCCUGAAAUUGUUGCAAACUCCCAGAUCUGCUAGAUUUGAGAAAACUUGGAUCUCAAUAAGUAAUUGCAUCUCAGUUGGUUAUGAGUGGCAUGGAUUUCUUUUGGCUUGUUUAAAGUUCAAAACUGACAGUAAGCAGGGUUAGUAACUCAUCUGGGGAUAUAAAACAUCUUCACAGCCUGGUAUUCAAUGAAUGAACAAAGAUAAAUUGAAUUCUUAAUUAUAACUACUAUAAAUUAGAUGCUUCUGGAUUUUCCUGUUUUACAGCUCUUGUCUCUAAGAUCUUGACAGCUUAGAUUCAGCUUUGCUGUUGUGUCCUAAUAGUGCUUUGCUUAAUAAGUUUCAGUGGAAGCUAUAGAAACUUAGAGGUAAAAUAUAUUCUUGGAAAAACAUCCAAAAAUGGGUAACUGAGGUUUACUCUCAAAGAUCAUGAUCCUAUUGAAGAAAAGAGUUAAGUACAACUACUUUUCAGUAGUUCUUCCCUUCAUCAUAAUAGGUUCUUCAUCUGCCUGGGAGGGGCCAGAGGAGAAGGCAGGAAUUGUGCAUCCCACGGGACCUCACCUCUGGAGCUCCCAGGAAUGCCGUUGUAGGUAACAUUAAGCCCACUCUCAUUGUAACACCUUUCAUUAGUGUUAAAUGCAUUGUACACAAUGGAUUAUGUGUACAAAUAAAUGCUUAUGGUGCUUUUCACUAAGGCUAGGAACUUGUUUAAAGACUCAAAAUGUGUGAAAAUACACAGCCUACCUAGUCAGGCAGGAGGGUAGAUAUUGCCUGUGCCCUUUGCUCUGAUCAGGACUGGAAUUGUGAGGAAAGCUGUCUCCUAUUCUCCAUGCCCCGCUUGAGAGGAACAAGGUUAAGCAGCCACCUAGGAAUAUCCUGAAGGGAAACAUGGAUAACUUGUAAGCUACUUAUUCUUGGAAAUAUAUAUAAGGUAUAAAGGAUGGAUGGGGCUGGGUUCCUGUGUUCUGACCUCGAUGGCACACAGGUUGCAUCAUCUCUGCCUGCCUUCUAGAUACUUACGAAGACACGGGUUUGUGUCUUGGGCCUCUGAGAGGAUUUGGCAAUGAACCCUUUGAUACCCAAAACUUUUCCAGGAGUGGGUUUGGGUGUAAUGAGGUUUUUCUCUCUCAGUUCAUGUAAUUUUCUCGCCAAACGAGAUUCACUGCACAGUUUUGAAUCCUACUUUUAAAAUGUGGUAUCUGCUGUGACUUAAAUAUUCAGUGGGGCGAUUUAUAAUGGGAGUACCAUAAUUUAAAAUUGGAUUUUCCUACUUUGCGUCUGAGAAAAUGGGAGGCUUAUGACCCUGGUCCCCUCCCCAUCUGCCAGCCCUCUCUUUUCUCGGUGGCCCCCGAUGUGGUCGCGCGCCAGGGAUUCGCGCCAGGCUGGGAGCGCCCGUGGCUGGGCGAACUGCUCUCGGAAAGACCUUCCGAUCACCCCCUCACCCUCCCCCGCGCCCACCGCCCCUAGCCCGGCCCCGUCCCGCGCCCGCACCCUCCGCGCGCAUUGGUGCAGCCGGCUGUCUGUCCCCGCCCUCUGGGGGAGGGGGCGCCGCGGGGCUGCGUUCUCUGCAGAGGGCUGCUUGCUCCGGGUGCGACCGUGGCUUCCCGCCUACCCGUGCGCCCAGCCCAGCGAGCGCCCCCGCGACCUCGGCGACAGCGUCGACCAGGGACCCCGGCGCCCGCGGUAAGUGAAGAGGGCGAGUAGGUUGCAGGUAAAGGGUGCGGACCGGUGCACCUGCGCGGCAAAGUGGGCGGGAGGUGCCCACUGGACACCGGGAAUCCGGGCCGCCCGAGGUGGCCGGAGUGAGAAUCGGGAAGGUCGUUUGUCUGCAGAAAUCUCCAGCCAGCGCGACCCUCGAAAGCUCUGCCCACAUCUAUCCUCUGCGCGUUACAGCUCGUGUUGCUGGUAGCUUUUUUCCUUCUUUCCCCUUUUGGGGGAAAAUAGAGUGCCGGGUUCCUGGACAUUAUAAUUGUGCAGAUAGCUUGAAGCUGGUUUAUGUCUUCCACGCCCGCCCCAGCACUUUCCUUUUUGAGUACUUUCUGCUACGCUCUAGCUCCUGCCAUAAGGCGAUUCAAGCCGAAGGAGAGACGCCCUCCUCCAGGAGAAAGCUUCGUGGUCCACACCUGGCGCUGGGAGAGAUUCACUGCUUUCCCCAGGAAGUGGCUGCUCUUUGCCUCCGUGCUUCUCUGCUCACGGGAAAAGGGGAAGGGGUAUUUUUUGUGGCAGUAGACUUGCGAUUCUAUCAGGAAAUUACAACAGGGACUUUAAGAUUGCCCAGGCGAUAAAACUAUUUGUGCAGGUUAAGGGAGAAUCAUUUGCAGUCUAAUGUCCUGCAAAGUUUUAGUAUCUACAGGCUGCAUUUUCCCCAUUUCAGUUAGGUUUUGUUUGGGUAUUUAUUUCUGCAUCAUGAUAUACAUUUAAGUGAGCUUCUCAAGCAGUUGUCUUUGGGCAAUCCAGAUUAGUUUCAAAUGAUGCAUUCCUAAACAUGAUCCGAUUUCAGUAUUUCUAUUAGCUAUACAGCCUCUGGUUAAUAAAAACUCUCAGGCACUGAGAACUCACAAGAGGUGACGAGACUUAAGGAGCUAUAAUCAGCUGUGGUUCUUGUGCUUAUGGAAACAUCGUAUGAGGAGGGACACUGUAAAAUGUUCAUAUUUUAGUUCCAUCAUUGUUCUAGGAUGACUUUGCCUUUCUGUCAGGGGCAUGGAGUAUGUAACACUCAACCUAAGAGAAUAUUUACUUAGAUCAUGAACUGAUUUUCAGAGUUCCAAUUCCUUCUGUGGUUCACAGAAUCAAGAGCUACCCAAAUAAACCUUCAACAGUGAAGGAUUUACAAAAAAAAAAAAAAAAAAAAAUACAAAGAAAGAGUCCCUUUGCUUAUUUUAGGACAUCCAUCAACUAAAAUUCAUAGGAUUUUUGUUAGGUGAUCACCUCACGUCUCUAUUCAUUGGUACCCUCAUACCGUUCUGUGGAUUGAUUUAAAAUAUACCUUUAUAUUUAUAUGUAACUAAUCAGUUUGCCAAUUGCAUAUCUUAUCAACUUAUUUCUGGCUUUCAAAUUAGUUCCAGAACCACAAAAAUAAAAUAUAAAGAACUGCAAAAGCUUAAAUUUUAAAAUAGCAAGAACUCAGUCUAGUCUUGGUUCAGUUAUCAGUUGAUGGGCUACAUUAUGGUAACACAACCAUUUAAGCAAUUUUAAAAUUUUUUUGACUAGCGAGUCUAGUGCAGAUUAGCAUCUCCAAACAAUUCAUUUUUCUGAUGAAACUCUUAAAACCCAGUUCCAGAGGACAGGCUUUAGAAACAGGCAAUCUUGGGUUGAAUCUGAGCUCUGUUAUCGAUUAGCUGUAUAAUCUAGAGCAAGUUACUUAACCUCUCUAGGCCUCAAUUUCUUCAUCUGUAGAUGGUGAUACCACCACCUACUCUGUAAUGUUGUGGGAAGAUUAGAGAUGUAAAAGUGCUUAUUAGCACUUCCUGAUAGACAGGAGUUGCUCAAUAAAUGUCAACUAUUAUUACCAUUCACUCUGACCUUCAACUAUGUGCUCGUUAUGGAAAAUGUCUGAACUGCAGAUACUUAGAAAAAAAAGUCAAAAUUACACAAACAGAUUUAAGAGUGGAGAAUGACAGUAAUGUUAAAAAUUUCCCAAGGCAUGUAUGAAAAGUAGCACCUCCUUCAUGGAACAUACAUUUUUAGAACAGAAACCUUAUGGUAUAAUGGAAAGAACAUUAGAGAGUCAAAGUCUUCAGUUCUAACUCUGGCUAUGACCUCAUCUAACUGUGUGGCUUUUAGCAGGCCAGCUGCCCACUCUGGAGCUCAGUUUCUUCAUCUGGCUCGACUUGAAUAAUCUCAAAUAAUCUCUAAGAUCCUUUGCAACUUCAGAGCUCUUUACUGCAUUAAUAAAAAUUACACCCUGCCCUUCAUUGUUUUUUGUUGUUCAUGGUGGUGUGGUGGUUUUUGUUUGUUAACUUGCAAUUCAGAGUCAUAAACGAUUCGUAAAGACAACACAACUCCAGAACUGAUAAAAUAAUAUCAGAUUUGCAGAGUAAUCCAAAAUGAAGUUUUAACAAACAGACAGCAAAAGAAAUUCACAGUGAAAUCUUUUGGAUAGGGCAAAAGUAAACCCCAAUUUUUAUUCUUCAGUCAUUUUAGUAAGUUAUUAUAUGGGAAACAUGCCCAGUAGAACCAUAUGCAUUCAACUGAAAUAGUCUCUAUAGAAAACAGUAGGCUGAUGGUGAAAUAAAAUACCACUCUCUUUUCUCUUAUCAGGUUGACCCUUAAAUAAAACAAAAAUCUAUCCAGUAAAAGGGCUUUCAUGAAGAAAUUAAAGAGAUAAAUUACAAGUAAUAGUGAAACAAGGCAUUUUUAUAACUGGAAAAACCACCUAAAACAACUGUAUGGAGUAAGACGAAAGGAGUGAUUACAUCGGGAAGAAAUUUUACUUAGUGUGAUAUUUUUGCCUACUUUUUUGUCAUAAAAGGCUGCUAAGGAAGAGAGGAUACAGAUUUCUAGAGAAAGAAAGAGUGUAAUAUAAAAAUGGAGAUCACAGUUCCUGAAAUACAAGUAGAAAGCAAGGAUGAAAAGAGAUCAGCAGAGGUUAGUCCUCAGAAUGAGAGGCAGGAGGAAAAAGCAUCGACGCUUUGCUUCAAGAGAAGAAAGAAAGCAGCCAAAGCAAUGAAGCCCAAAGCUGGCUCUGAAGCUGCUGAUGCAGCAAGGAAGCGUCCCCCAGAAGCAGGAGCUUCUUAUCAGCCAGAGCCCCCCGGGGGGGCCUGGGCUUCCAUCAAACGCCUUGUAACACGCAGCAAAAGGUCAAAUUCUUCAAAGCAGCCAAAGCCCUUUGAGGCCAAAGUGCAACCUGAAAUCAAUGCUGAGGAUGAUAAUUCUAAAAAAAAGGCAAAAUCCAGACUCAAGAUUCCCUGUAUAAAAUUCUCAAAAGGGGAGAAAAGAAGUAAUCAUUCCAAAAUUAUAGAAGACUCAGACUGCAGUAUCAAAGUCCAACGACAGGCUGGAAGUUUGGAUACAAAAACUCUGACCCAAUCAGAUGACCAGGCAGCAAAGACCAAGUCGAAGCAGGAUGUAAGGGAAGAUGUCUCACAGAAAGGGAGUGAUGAGGUCUGUGAAUCAAAUGUGAACAACAGCAUAACUUCUCCUGGAGAGAAAGUGAUUUCAGUAGAACUUGAGUUAGAUACAGGGCAUUCUGCUAUUCAAACAGGAACUCUAAUCCUUGAAAAAGAUAUUGAAACGCUUGAGGAAAAACAAAGCAUUCAACCUCAGCAAGCAAGCCCACUGGAAACUUCAGACACAGAACACCAGCUCCCAGUGGUUUCUGAUGUUCCUCCCUCACCUGCAGUCCCAGAUCAACAAAUUCUGGAAGAAGCCAGAAACAGUAUCCUAGAAAGUGGACCAGACUGGAAAGACCGUGAAAGUAAAGAGACUGUUGCUGAGGAGAGCAAGCCGAAAGAUACUGAACUGAGCCAGGAAUCAGAUUUUCAAGUAAAUGAAAUCAUUGCAGAAAAACCCAAACCAGAAGAAAGCAAAAGAAUGGAGCCAAUUGCUAUUAUUAUCACAGACACUGAAAUCAGUGAAUUUGAUGUUAAGAAAUCUAAAAAUGUCCCUAAGCAAUUCUUAAUUUCAAUCGAAAAUGAGCAAGUGGGGGUUUUUGCUAAUGAUAGUGGUUUUGAGAGUAGAACUUCAGAACAAUAUGAAACACUCUUAAUAGAAACAGCUUCUUCUCUUGUCAAGAAUGCUAUCCAGUUAUCUAUAGAACAGCUGGUUAAUGAAAUGGCCUCUGAUGAUAAUGCAAAAAGCAAUCUUCUACAGUGACUUAAUUUCCACAUCAUGGGAGGGAAAAAAUGCUUAAUGGUAAAUUAUUUUACAUAUUUGUGGUAUUUCUUAUUCAGUAACAAAUGAGAGAUUUAACAUCUGUAGAAUUUAAAGGUACAGUUCAAACCCAGAAGUGCUAAAGAAUUAAGUUGUAAAAUCCUCCCUUAUCACUGAAAUGUAGCCACUUCUGGAUUGAAGGAAGUCAGUACAGAUUGCAAUGAAAAGUAAUACCUAGGAAAUUGCUAAAAUGGUUUGUGGAGAUUAGACUGCCUGGGAGAAGCAAGAUGAAUUUAUUGAGCACUUGCCGUAUGCCGUAAGCUCUUUAAUGUCCUCUGAUGUCACAAAGCCUGGUUUCCUUUUAAAAGUUCAACACUGUGUAUAGGUUAACAUCGCAUUCUGUUUUCAACAACUUUUUUUUUACAGUGCACUUUUAUGUUGUAUAAAUGGUGAUAAGGUGAGCUAUUUUUGUGAAUGUGUGACUUAUAGCUGUUAUACUCCUAGGUAGUAGUCUUACCUCAAAAAAAUACUGCAGGGCUUCCCUGGUGGCACAGUGGUUGAGGGUCCGCCUGCUGAUGCAGGGGACGCGGGUUCGUGCCCCGGUCCGGGAGGGUCCCACGUG